AUGGAAUUCAACAAUGAAACAUUAGAAAGAUAUGGAGAGCAGAUAGUAAUUCUUAAAGAACUACUAAAGUCAAAUGAGAACAUUGUGUCCAAUUUUCGUAUUGAUAAAAUUGCCUCUAAUUUUGUCCAAUGCUAUGGGUUAGCUAGAAAUCCAUUUACAAAAAAUUAUAUGCUGGUUUUACAUGUUCAUCCUAGUAAUAUUUUACUCAAAGAAGUCCUGUGUGGUAAACCUUAUACUGUUAAAGCAAAUAUAUAUAGUUUAGGAAUAGUUAUAUGGUUUAUUUCUGCAGGUAGGCGAACUUUUAGUGGUCUUGAUCACAAUAUUGCGCUUCCGUUAAGUAUCGCAAAAGGAGCUCGUCCAGAAAUUAUUAAAGGGACGCAAGAAUUAUUGGACAAUGUUGGAAUGCUAAUCCUGAGAAUAGGCCCGGUGCUAAAAAAAUUUGCAGACAAUGAAAUUAUUUUUGAAAAAUCUGUAAUCUCUAAUGAUUUACAAUUGGAUAUUAAUGAUUCUGAUGUUCGGGAAGCAUAA
This is a messenger RNA of Dentiscutata erythropus, 528 nucleotides long. Lineage: Eukaryota; Fungi; Glomeromycota; Glomeromycetes; Diversisporales; Gigasporaceae. The record is from the annotation of a GenBank genome assembly.